CCAGGCUCCCUAGCCUCUGGCUGGGUGCAACUUCCAUUUUAGGUGUUGGAUCUGAGAGAAAAAAAAAGAGGGAGAGAGAGAAAGAAGAGCAGGAAAGAUCCUGAAAGGAGGAAGAGGUGGCGAAAAAUCGACAACCUUGCUGGAUUUGUCUUUCUCAGAACAUUGACGAAGCCUUGGUUUUCUUUCUUAAAGGACUGGUUUUUAGAAGUCCACAUUUGAGCUCUCUUCUUCCUGCUUCCUCCUUGCUGUGGUGGCUGGGAUGCUUCUCCCAUGAUAUUUUGAAUCUAGACUGGGCUGUUCUCUGUUAAACCAAUCAGUUACGACCUUCUCUUAACAGAGGUGGAGUCGACCGCCAGCAUCUUGGCCUCUGUGAAGGAACAAGAGGCCCAGUUUGAGAAGCUGACCCGGGCGCUGGAGGAGGAACGGCGCCACGUCUCGGCGCAACUGGAACGCGUCCGGGUCUCACCACAAGAUGCCAACCCGCUCAUGGCCAACGGCACCCUCACCCGCCGGCAUCAGAACGGCCGGUUUGUGGGCGAUGUUGACCUUGAGCGACAGAAAUUUUCAGAUCUAAAACUCAACGGACCCCAGGAUCACAGUCACCUUUUGUAUAGCACCAUCCCCAGGAUGCAGGAGCCAGGGCAGAUUGUGGAGACCUACACGGAGGAGGACCCUGAGGGAGCCAUGUCUGUUGUCUCUGUGGAGACCUCGGAUGAUGGAACCACUCGGCGCACAGAGACCACAGUCAAGAAAGUAGUGAAGACUGUGACAACACGGACAGUCCAGCCAGUCCCUAUGGGACCAGAUGGGCUGCCUGUAGAUGCCUCAUCAGUUUCAAACAACUAUAUCCAGACUCUGGGUCGUGACUUCCGCAAGAAUGGCAACGGGGGCCCUGGCCCCUAUGUGGGGCAAGCAGGCACUGCUACCCUUCCCAGGAACUUCCACUACCCUCCUGAUGGAUAUAGCCGCCACUAUGAAGAUGGUUAUCCAAGUAGCAGUGACAACUAUGGCAGUCUGUCCCGGGUGACCCGCAUUGAGGAGCGGUAUAGGCCCAGCAUGGAAGGUUACCGGGCACCCAGUAGACAGGAUGUCUAUGGGCCCCAGCCACAGGUUCGGGUAGGUGGGAGCAGUGUGGAUCUGCAUCGUUUUCAUCCAGAGCCUUAUGGGCUCGAGGAUGACCAGCGUAGCAUGGGCUACGAUGACGUGGAUUACGGCAUGAUGUCUGAUUAUGGCACUGGCCGUCGGACUGGGACACCCUCUGACCCUCGGCGACGCCUCAGGAGCUAUGAAGACAUGAUUGGUGAGGAGGUACCAUCAGACCAGUACUAUUGGGCUCCUUUGGCCCAGCACGAACGGGGAAGUUUAGCGAGCUUGGAUAGCCUGCGCAAGGGAGGGCCUCCACCCCCAAAUUGGAGACAGCCAGAGCUGCCAGAGGUGAUAGCCAUGCUAGGAUUCCGUUUGGAUGCUGUCAAGUCCAAUGCAGCUGCAUACCUGCAACACCUGUGCUACCGCAAUGACAAGGUGAAGACUGAUGUUCGGAAGCUCAAGGGUAUCCCAGUACUGGUGGGCUUGUUAGACCACCCCAAGAAAGAAGUGCACCUUGGCGCCUGUGGAGCUCUCAAGAAUAUCUCUUUCGGGCGUGACCAGGAUAACAAGAUUGCUAUAAAAAACUGUGAUGGUGUUCCUGCUCUUGUGCGAUUACUCCGAAAGGCUCGUGAUAUGGACCUCACUGAAGUUAUUACUGGAACCCUGUGGAAUCUCUCAUCCCAUGACUCAAUCAAAAUGGAGAUUGUGGACCAUGCACUGCAUGCCUUGACAGAUGAAGUGAUCAUUCCGCAUUCUGGUUGGGAGCGGGAACCUAGUGAAGAUUGUAAGCCGCGCCACAUUGAGUGGGAGUCCGUGCUCACCAACACAGCUGGCUGCCUUAGGAAUGUCAGCUCGGAGAGGAGUGAAGCUCGCCGGAAACUUCGGGAAUGUGACGGUUUGGUGGAUGCUCUCGUUUUCAUUGUUCAGGCUGAGAUUGGACAGAAAGAUUCAGACAGCAAGCUUGUGGAGAACUGUGUUUGCCUCCUUCGGAACUUGUCGUAUCAAGUUCACCGAGAAAUCCCACAAGCAGAACGUUACCAAGAGGCACCUCCCAAUGUUGCCAACAGUACUGGGCCACAUGCUGCCAGUUGCUUUGGGGCCAAGAAGGGCAAAGGGAAAAAACCCACAGAGGAUCCAAUAAAUGAUACAGUGGAUUUCCCUAAAAGAACUAGUCCUGCUCGAGGCUACGAACUUUUAUUUCAGCCAGAGGUGGUUCGGAUAUACAUCUCACUCCUCAAGGAGAGCAAGAAUCCUGCCAUCCUAGAAGCCUCAGCAGGGGCCAUCCAGAACUUGUGUGCUGGGCGCUGGACGUAUGGUCGAUAUAUCCGCUCAGCUCUGCGUCAAGAGAAGGCUCUUUCUGCCAUUGCUGACCUCCUGACCAAUGAACAUGAGCGGGUCGUGAAAGCUGCCUCUGGAGCCCUGAGAAAUCUGGCUGUGGAUGCUCGCAACAAAGAAUUAAUUGGUAAACAUGCUAUUCCUAACUUGGUAAAGAAUCUGCCAGGAGGGCAACAGAGCUCUUCCCAGAAUUUCUCUGAGGACACUGUGGUCUCUGUUUUGAAUACCAUCAAUGAAGUUAUUGCUGAGAACUUGGAGGCUGCCAAAAAGCUUCGAGAAACACAGGGUAUUGAGAAGCUGGUUUUGAUCAACAAAUCAGGGAACCGCUCAGAAAAAGAAGUUCGAGCAGCAGCGCUUGUAUUACAGACAAUCUGGGGAUACAAGGAACUGCGGAAGCCACUGGAAAAAGAAGGAUGGAAGAAGUCAGACUUUCAGGUGAAUCUAAACAAUGCUUCUCGAAGCCAGAGCAGUCAUUCAUAUGAUGAUAGCACUCUCCCUCUCAUUGACCGGAACCAGAAAUCAGAUAAGAAACCUGAUCGGGAAGAAAUUCAGAUGAGCAGUAUGGGAUCAAACACAAAAUCAUUAGAUAACAACUAUUCCACACUGAAUGAGAGAGGAGACCACAAUAGAACACUGGAUCGAUCUGGGGAUCUAGGCGAAAUGGAGCCAUUGAAGGGAACGCCCCUGAUGCAGGACGAGGGGCAGGAAUCUCUGGAGGAAGAGGUGGAUGUGUUGGUUUUGGAUGAUGAGGGGGACCAAAUGUCUUACCCCCCCAUGCAGAAGAUUUAGCACCACUCUCUCCGCUACAUCUGGGCUUAUAAUAUAUGUACUUUUAUUUUUUGGUGGUGAAAUGGACUGAUGAUUUUUCCCUUUCUUCGCUGGACUGUUGUGCCCACUGCCACACUGCCUCCUGCCCUUGUAGCCCUAAGUGGCUGCCUUCUUUCCAUCAACUCCCUAACUUCUUCCAGUGAAGCUUAAUUGUCCCUCCUCCCCCCUCCAGAUCCCCUGCAAUUAUUCCCAAGAAGCCUGACUCAGUUAUAUGCAUAUCUUGAGAGACUGCUGCAGAUUAGCUCUUUUUGCCAGCUCUCCCUGGAACUCUUGGCCUUGUGUGGAGGGAGGGAGAGAAUGGGAAUCCUCACUGGAAGCUAUGGGAAGAAUUGGAAGUUAUAUGCUAUAUAUGCAGUGUCCAGCAAUCUGAUAAACCCAUGAUUCUUAAGCAAGAUUUUUCUUCUCUUGGUGGGGAAGGGACCUUUACUUUUUUGGAGAGUGGAGGGCGUGAGCUCUUCCUUUAUUCCUAAUGACUAUUUUUGAAGCAAAGACGGCCGGCGACAUUGGCACAUACCACUUGGCAAGGGCCCUUGAGCAAGUGAAGGUUUCCUAGAGCGGAGAUUAAGAAACCUUGCCCUCCUCAUCUCCAGGGCAGGGACCAUCAAGGACCUACAGACUCCAUCUCUUCUCCAAGCCUCAUGCCAGCCCUGGGCUGCAGCUGCUGCCCCUUACUGAGGCUGUCCUUAACCCUCCUCUCCCAUCCUGUGAUAAUAAUGUCUGCUGACUUGGCCUGGCCAUUUUCAGGAGGCUGUAGAAAGAGGAGAAUAUGUCAAGGAAGACUUCUUGGGUGAGAAGGAGCAGAAAGAUGUCUUCUGGGGAGAAGAGCCUCUAGGAGGAGCGAGUAGGAAUGUACAUGAAUCAUUUAGUCUGAAACUGUCAGGAAGCUACAAAGCUGGCUUCCCCCUGCCCUUAUUUCUCCUUUUUCUCACCCUUAUAGCCCCAUCCUCCCCUGCUUCCUCCCUGGAUUGGUUGGCUGACUAAAGGACUUGAUGUACAUACUCCUGCCCCCUUUACCCUUAAAAAGGUGGGGUUCGCCCCUGGCUUUGCCUCUUCUUUGUGCCUUUGGCCUGGGGUGCAUCUCCUCCUUCCCUUCCAUGUGCCUUUCUUUGCCUCUGCAGUCUCAUUUCUCAUGAUUUUGCAAAUUAUAUUUUGUUGCUUUCUUACCUACUUCUUGGCCCUAAAUAGCAGAAAGAAGAGGAGAGGUGACCUAGAGAACCUCAGUCUCUCCACUGGGAAUUGGAAUAGCCUCUAAUUUUAGCCAUAGAAGGUUUUUCUCAACUGUAUAUGUUGGGAUUUUGCAAAAAUCCUGUUCUGAUGAACCUCCAAAUGAGAUUGGUGGGAGGAGUGAGUGGUGUGACUCUUGCUCCUUAGUUGCGCAGAAUGAUUGUCGUCUCUGAAGGGGUUAUAGGGAAGUCGUGUCCAUAUCCCCCUCCCCGACCACCCCCCCACCCCUGUUCCUCCUCCUUUUAGUUUAGUGUAUAUUAGCAGGUUGGGCUAGAGGAAUCAGCUGCUAUGCGGUUGAUUUUUUUUUUUUUUUUUUUUUAAACCCUUUCCCUUAUUUGCCUUUUACUCCUCCCCUUAAUCUAAAAGCUCUGUUUAAUGCAACUGGAAAUCUUUAUGCUCCUCUCUCCCCCUUCCUUUAUAUAUUGAGGCUUUGGGGUAGGAGAAAAGUGCACAACCCCCUACCCGCCUUCCCUCUGCAUUAGAAUUCCUUAUUUACCCCUUUUCCCCUUCACAUUUCGUCCCACUCCUUUUCUGGCAAAAAGGAGCCUUUUCCUUUCUGUGACCCUGAGAGCAUACUGCACAGGGGAGAUCGCCCCCAUCCAGAUGUGGCUCCACUCUUGGUUUCUCUUGUCUUCUUCUGCUCUUUUCCUGGUGCUCUUUUUGUCGGUGGGGUGUGGGUAAUAGAACAGCCAUGGGCUUUUGGGGACCUUUAACUGUUUUUUCCUUUUCAUUUAUAAAAACACUAAACGUUCAAUUUCAGAGAACCAAAAAUCCCACCUUCCCACCGAACACUACUAAGGGGCAUGUCUUCUGCUCCAUACCUUUUCUGUUUUUCUUUCUCUCUUGUUAAUGCUUUUAAAAACAAAUGAGUUUUUUUAUAUAAAUAAAGUUUUUAAAGUGUG
Messenger RNA from Orcinus orca (killer whale), 5375 nucleotides. RefSeq names its product catenin delta 1 (gene CTNND1). NCBI's taxonomy places the organism in Eukaryota, Metazoa, Chordata, Mammalia, Artiodactyla, Delphinidae. Bases 487 to 3210 code for a protein of 907 amino acids. The transcript is spliced from 20 exons. The record is from RefSeq and is a predicted model, not a curated record. Gene Ontology annotation, cellular component: nucleus; plasma membrane; cytoplasm. Gene Ontology annotation, biological process: cell-cell adhesion; cell-cell junction assembly. Gene Ontology annotation, molecular function: cadherin binding.